Syngnathus acus (greater pipefish) is the source of this 1852-nucleotide messenger RNA. Its product is annotated as solute carrier family 2, facilitated glucose transporter member 1-like. Gene Ontology annotation, molecular function: hexose transmembrane transporter activity. Gene Ontology annotation, cellular component: basolateral plasma membrane; apical plasma membrane. Bases 132 to 1613 code for a protein of 493 amino acids. The record is from RefSeq and is a predicted model, not a curated record. Gene Ontology annotation, biological process: monosaccharide transmembrane transport; response to insulin. NCBI's taxonomy places the organism in Eukaryota, Metazoa, Chordata, Actinopteri, Syngnathiformes, Syngnathidae. The transcript is spliced from 10 exons.
CUUUGUAGAGACCUGCGUUUACUCACAUAGAAGCACCAUGACCCUUUUUUAAAAUGUUAUCAUAGAUACCUAUUGGAAUACAGGAUUUACUUUUUUUUUAUUUUUUUAUUCCAAGUGUGUAAAAAGUCAACAUGGAGUGCAUUGGAGAGGUGACACCCCAGCUCAUGAUGGCCGUGGGCACAGCGGUGAUCGGCUCCCUCCAGUUUGGCUACAACACUGGAGUCAUUAAUUCCCCUCAAAAUACCAUUGAAAAUUUCUACAAUGAGACGUGGACCAGCAGGUUUUCUGAGCCCAUUUCUCAGAGCACGCUAACAGCUCUGUGGUCCCUCUCAGUGGCCAUCUUCUCUGUGGGUGGAAUGUUCGGUUCCUUCUCAGUUGGUCUCUUCGUGAACCGCUUUGGCAGGAGGAAUUCCAUGCUCAUGGCAAAUGUGCUCGCCCUUAUCUCUGCUUUGCUCAUGGGGUUCUCCAAGAUGGCUACCUCAUGGGAACUACUCAUCAUUGGGCGUUUUGUGGUGGGCUUGUAUUCUGGCCUGUCCACUGGCUUUGUGCCCAUGUACGUGGAGGAAAUCUCCCCGACGUCUCUCCGCGGAGCAAUGGGCACUCUGCAUCAGCUGGGGGUUGUUAUCGGCAUCCUCUUGGCACAGAUUUUGGGGAUCGAAUCCAUCAUGGGAAACGAUUCCCUCUGGCCACUGUUGUUAGGGUUCACUUUACUGCCAGCCGUUGUGCAGUCCGUCCUGCUGCCCUUCUGCCCGGAGAGCCCCAGAUACCUCCUCAUCAACUGCAACGAGGAGAGCAAAGCCAACAACGUGUUAGUGAAGCUCCGUGGCAGCGCCAACGUGAGCCAGGACAUGAUGGAGAUGAAGGAAGAGAGCCGGCAGAUGAUGGCGGAGAAAAAAGUGACCAUACUGGAGCUUUUGCGCUCUCCCGUCUAUCGCCAGCCUGUCCUUGUUGCUGUGAUGAUGCAGCUCUCCCAGCAGCUGUCGGGGAUCAACGCUGUGUUCUACUAUUCGACUGGAAUCUUUGCAAAAGCAGGUGUGUCCCAGCCUGUCUAUGCAACCAUCGGAGCAGGAGUGGUAAACACAGCCUUCACAGUUGUUUCUUUGUUUGUGGUGGAGCGUAUUGGGAGAAGGCCACUCCACCUGACUGGUUUAAUGGGAAUGGCAAUUUCGGCGGUUGCUUUAACUCUCGCUAUGGCCUUGUUGGAUCAGUUCAGCUGGAUGUCCUAUGUGAGCAUCAUAGCCAUCCUAAGCUUUGUAGCCUUUUUUGAAAUUGGCCCAGGCCCCAUCCCGUGGUUUAUUGUGGCAGAACUCUUCAGUCAGGGGCCACGGCCCGCUGCCUUCGCGGUUGCUGGCUUCUCGAACUGGUCUGCCAAUUUUGUAAUUGGCAUGAGCUUUCCCUAUGUUGAGCAACUCUGCGGGCCCUACGUCUUUGUCAUCUUCACUAUUUUCCUGCUGGGCUUCUUUGUCUUCACUUACUUCAAGGUGCCCGAAACCAAGGGACGUACUUUUGAUGAGAUUUCCGCAGGCUUCCGACAACCGACCGGUCGCGGUGCCGAUAAAUAUUCGGCCUCUGAAGAAUUCAACACACUCAGGGGGGAUGAUCCUGACCUUUAAAAGCUCUUCUCAAAUUUUCUACAUUGGGGUACACGUUUUAAUCCCAUUUCAUCUGGUUGUUAGGCCCAAGUUCCUACGAUGACUUCUAGUCCAUUCACAGACUGUCAAACUGGGUCGAGUCACAUGCUCUGUUCCGUUUUUGUGCUUUAAAGGAAAAAGGGCUUGUGUUUCACCAAUCACGCAAAUACAUUGUCAUUAUGUCAAUCCCACAAAAAUAAACCCCCUAGCCCUGAAAAGUG